CAAUGUAAACACGGAUUGACAUCACGUUUCGAUCAAGAUUGAAAGUCAUUCUAGAUUCCUGUGAACACCCACUUACAAUGCACUAAUGAAUUACAAAGGAAAUAUAGUAGCACAAAAUUGCUUUCGUUAAAAAUUGCUACUUUGAUUGCUCAUGAGCAAAUGGAGGAUUACUAUUCGUAAGUUUAUGUUUCCGUUUGCAAUAUACCCUGAGAACUUUGUUGAAAAUGAAUAAAGUGGAGGCGGUUGUGCAAUUCUACAAACACAUCAGAGUCGAACUCAUCUACAAUAUCGUGUUUGAAAAGAAAAUUAUAGAAGAAGGCGAACUCUAUGAAGAAUUGAAAGGAAGAACAGGUUUAGACGACGCACAUCUUUUGAAGAUUAUACGUUGGUCUGAGGUAUCUAGUUUGUUGCGUGCUAUUCCAGACAUAGAAGUUGUUCUCGGUGCCAUUGUCUUACUUGAAAUUAAUACAAACAGCGUUCUGCAGCUUAUGAAUGAGACAUACUUAAUAAAAAAUCGGUUUCUAAAACUCACUGUAUCGCAAUAUCGUGAGACAGUGUUUAGGGCAUGUAGUGAAAUUAUAAAGAAAAACAAUCGUAACUUUUCUGACUUGACCAGCUGUCGUGACAAACAGACCGGAAAUACGCCAUUACAUUUGUUGGCGUCUCUUCCAGCAAUCAGUUUUAAUGCCAACCUACUCAAGUAUUUACUACAGUCUGGAGUAGACCCGUUUGCCGCGAAUAACGAAGGCCAAACUUUCUUGCAUAUCCUAUUGGGAAGAUAUAAAACAGUGAGCAAUUACGAUGAUUUUUACCCUUAUAAGAGACUACCAACUACGAAGUGGUUUAAACAAGACAACACAGCCGUUCUUCAAAUUCUUGAUCACAUACCGCCUUCUCAAGUGUCCUUAUUGACAAAAGCGCAAGAUAAUGAAGGCAAUACCUUGAUGCACGAGUUUGCCUCAUCCGCCAUCUUGCAGGGUGAACUUGUUGAAGGACAAGAGGUUUGCAGGAAGUUACUCGAAAUCGACCAUGGGCAAAGUUUAAGAAUUCCCAACCAUAAAGGUAAUGUUCCUCUUCAUUGUCCUUGCGAUCCUGCGAUCUUUAACAUACUCGUUGAAUCGCAGCCGGCAUGUUGUCGUGUAAGAAACGAUCGAGAUGAAACACCAUUAUUGUGCAUAUUGAAAAAAUCCGUUUUAUUUGCGUUUGGUCGAACGCUUGUAUUAAACGAACUCCGAGAAGAAGGUGAUGUUGGAUACAACGACUUAGUGGAUAGUCCAGGCCUGACCAAAGCCAUUGAUUUGAUCCAAAAUCUCAUAAAAGUUCAUGCCCCCAACGAAAAAAUCUUCAAAAGUGUUUGGAUUGCCGACCAAGAUGGUAAUACUGCCAUUGAUGUCGCCCUGAUCGCCAUUCGGAUUGGAUCUUAUGAUUUGAACAACACAAGCUGUCAAAUGGCGGAACUUCGUUCGUCGAUGGUGACACUGUUGGAUAAAAUGCUUUCUCUUGCAAAUCCGGAAGACGUAAGACGGAAAAACAAGCGAGGUAGAACAUUCCUUCAUCAGCUGUUGGACAUCAAACAAGCUGUCGUCAAGGAAGCGUAUGUACUCCAAGCCGUUGAAAUCCUCCUACAACACAAUGUUGAUGUAAAUGCCGUUGACGUUCAGGGGCGUUGUGCAAUGAACAUGAUUUGCAAAGUCUACGAUAAGUCCCCAAGUUUUUUCAACAAGUGCGCCGACUUACUUUUGAUAAACGGGUCAUUAGUCAAUGAGAUUAACCAUGUCUUGCCCUUUUCUUCUUCUUCCGGAAACAUGACGCGAAAGUUGCGGUCAUGCCCCAAGCGUCACUUAGAACACGCCAAUCGUUUAGCUCGUGGAAAUGGUGCGAUAACAGUUGUCGACAAGUAUCGUUAUCUUCGUCAAGAGUCUAUUGGAUCCGGAGCGUUCAGUAACAUAUUUGUCGCAAUCAAAGAUGAAAACGUAGACAACAUAUCUGGUACCAUUCAGUGUCGGGCAUAUGCUUUGAAACGAAUCGAUAAAGCAAGGAUUACUCCUGAAGAAAUCAAACGCGAAACGACUGCAUUGCUUUCUUUGUCUGGCAAAUGUGAGAAUAUCAUCAAGUAUCACGAUUCUCUGGAAGAUACAUUCUUUCAGUAUCUUGUCCUUGAUUUAAUGGAUGGUGAUCUUAAUGAAUUCGUUGGCAACAUGGAAGCCAACUCGGUUCUAAGGAACGAUCCAAGUCAAUGUGUAGAAGUAACAAAACAGAUCAUCAAUGGAUUGGCGUUCCUGCAUCACAAUGGUUUCAUCCAUCGCGAUCUCAAACCUGGAAACAUCCUGUAUUCAACGGAGCAUCAUCUGCAUUUCAAAAUUGCAGACUUUGGACUUGCUAAAGAUAUCUCGGCUUUAUCGACCAUGACCUCGACACGUGGAAAUGCGGUUUUAAUGGUAGCUGGUAGUCGAUGCUGGAUGGCACCAGAAUUAGUCAGCAUGAAGUCAUUGAAGCACACCAAACAGUCAGAUAUCUUUUCUUUGGGUUUGAUUCUUCAUUAUCUGAUGUCAUUUGGGAAACAUCCUUUUGCUACUCCAGGUGACGAACGUCCUCACGUUGUUGAAAGGAACAUCGAGGAGAUGAACGGCAACCUUAAAAAUGAUCUUCAUCCCGAAGCGGUAAGUUUUCUUGGGGCAUUGUUGAAUGUACAGCCAUCGAGAAGAACACCAGCUGCGUAUCUCAAUCAACAUCCUUUCCUCUGGAGUGACCACAAGAAGAUGGAAUUUCUCAGAGCAGUUGGCGAUCAACCAGAAGCUAUAAAACCGGGUAACUUUUUGCUUUCGGAAAUUGAACAGUGUCUACAAAAAACACGAACCGGUAAAUCCUUUCAACUGAAACCAUGGAGUAAAGAAAUACCAAUGCUGCAUCAGGAAAUAAUUACUGCAUGGAAACAGAAAAACUACAGAACAAAUAAUGUGAUCGAUCUGGUAAGAUUCAUUCGUAAUGCUUACGCGCACAAACAAGAAAGAUCAAUGUGGUUUCAACAAGUGCUGGACAACAGCAUCUUUCUUCGAAAAUUUCCACGUCUUGUUCUCGAUGUGUUUGGUGUUGUACAACGAUUAGAACUUGAAUCUCGAAACACCAUUCAUUCAGCUUUAAGCUUGUGAUUGCAGAAAAUUGGUAAUUCGAGGAGGGGGGAAUAGCUGACAUUCAUAAAUCCGUAAUGACACAAUCAAUUUCAAAAGAAAUUUUAAAGUAGUAUUUUCUAUUUUUUUA
Xenia sp. Carnegie-2017 is the source of this 3258-nucleotide messenger RNA. RefSeq lists its product as uncharacterized. The coding region runs from base 225 to 3149 and encodes 974 amino acids. The transcript has a single exon. The record is from RefSeq and is a predicted model, not a curated record. Gene Ontology annotation, cellular component: IRE1-TRAF2-ASK1 complex. Gene Ontology annotation, molecular function: RNA endonuclease activity; ATP binding; protein serine/threonine kinase activity. Lineage: Eukaryota; Metazoa; Cnidaria; Anthozoa; Malacalcyonacea; Xeniidae. Gene Ontology annotation, biological process: intrinsic apoptotic signaling pathway in response to endoplasmic reticulum stress; mRNA processing; IRE1-mediated unfolded protein response.